AUGGCGGAGUUCGGAGAGGAGGACCUGGCCGUCGCGGCCGCCAAGAUUCUGCUCAGCCUCCGGAGCAGGAACCUCGUGCGGUGGCCGGAGUGGAUCGCCCGGCCGUACGACGGUCUCCAGCGGCCAGAGGAGGCCGAGCUGCCGCCGAUCCCGGAGGGAUGGCCGAAGCGGCCGCGGUCGCGGCUGCCUGCGCGGGCUGAAGGAACCGCGUGUCUGCCGUCGCUGAAGAGCCCCUCCGCGCGGCCGGGGCGCCCCGUUCUCGGCGGAUCCGGCGCGUGUUCCGGCGAGGAGGAGGAGGAGGAGGAGGAGGAGAGGGCGUGGUCUGCCCCGAAGCCGAAGCGCCUGUCUUUCACCGCGCGGAGGCCGGAGGUACCGCCGCACUACUUCUCAGGCUCGGCAACCGGGUCCGGCCCUUCCACGAGCGGCGCCGACCGGGCGCGGUCGCGGCGACGGGUGCGCGUGAGCGAGAAGGCGACUGCCACCAGCGUGGAGUCGAGCCCGGAGACGCCCUUCGACUUCGCCAACGCCGCCGGAUCGGGAGCGUCCUCGAGCGGCGACGAAGCAGCGCGGCCGACGGCGGCGCAGGGGUCGGGCGGAGGCGGAGGGCCGUCGAGCGGCACCGAGGGGCGCGGCUCGCCGACGAAGCGCUCGCGGACGGACCUCGCCGCCGGCGAAGCUGCGGCGACCGAGGCUAAAGUGGAGGAGCACAAGAUCAAGGAGGAUUACCGGGACGAGAAGGGCCACCUGCUGUUCGACCUCAACGAAGCUUGGGGUGGUAACUAA
This is a messenger RNA of Triticum turgidum subsp. durum (durum wheat), 783 nucleotides long. Lineage: Eukaryota; Viridiplantae; Streptophyta; Magnoliopsida; Poales; Poaceae. The record is from the annotation of a GenBank genome assembly.